CUCUCUCUCACUCUUCUCUCUCUCUCUGAUAUCUCCGCCGCUGCUCUACUCUCAAUUCCGGUCACUCUCCGCCGCUCCACUCCCUCCAUUUCAAGAGAGUUGGGUUUUGUUUUGGACUCAGAUGGAGGUUGGCAUUGUGUGAGCUUGCACUGUAGCAGCGGUGACUUUUUCAACAGUGCUGCCGUGCUUGGUUGGGAUGCUGCUGAGGAAGUGGAGCUGGAUUUCGAAGUAGUCAGAAGGCCGGGAGGACUUAGGCAUUUGCAUUAACAGUGACGGUGCCAAGGAGAAUUCUGAAAGAGGAGUGCAGUGCAAAUGUCGAAGUCCUCCUCCCCUGAACUACGGGAACCUGUGUCUUCGUCUACUUCUCGGUCAAGGGAUGUAGAUGAAACAACCAUGGAUGAUGAAGAAGGUACAAUGGCAAGUGUUGCUCAAUUUGUUGAGCAACUACAUGCCAGCAUGUCUUCACCGAAAGAAAAAGAAGUCAUUACAGCACGUCUGCUAAGUAUUGCCAAAGCAAGGAAGGAUGCAAGAACAAUAAUUGGUUCACAUUCCCAGGCUAUGCCAUUGUUCAUAAAUAUUCUCAGGAGUGGCACCCCAGUUGCAAAGGUUAAUGUUGCGGCAACUCUGAGUGUUCUGUGUAAAGAUGAAGACUUGCGUCUUAAAGUACUUCUUGGGGGGUGCAUCCCACCGUUACUUUCACUUCUGAAAUCCGAAUCAACUGAGGCCAGGAAGGCUGCAGCUGAAGCUAUAUAUGAAGUUUCUUCUGGAGGGCUUUCAGAUGAUCAUGUUGGCAUGAAAAUAUUUAUUACAGAAGGUGUUGUUCCAAAUUUGUGGAAUCAACUGAAUCCGAGCAGCAACCAGGACAAAGUAGUAGAGGGAUUUGUUACAGGGGCUCUAAGAAAUCUUUGUGGUGACAAGGAUGGUUACUGGAGAGCAACACUUGAGGCUGGUGGUGUAGAUAUCACUGUGGGUCUCCUGUAUUCUGACAAUGCGGCUGCCCAGUCCAAUGCUGCGUCCCUUUUGGCCCGUCUCAUGUUGGCUUUCAGUGAUAGCAUCCCUAAAGUAAUAGAUUCUGGAGCUGUCAAAGCUUUGCUUCGGCUCGUGGGUCAAGAAAAUGACGUUUCUGUUCGUGCCAGUGCUGCUGAUGCUCUGGAAGCUCUUUCUUCAAAGUCAACUGGUGCUAAGAAAGCUAUUGUUGAUGCAAAUGGUCUUCCAGUUUUGAUUGGGGCUAUUGUUGCUCCAUCCAAGGAAUGUAUGCAAGGUGAAUGCGGGCAGGCCCUCCAGGAGCAUUCAACAAGGGCUUUAGCAAAUAUUUGUGGUGGGGUGUCUGCUCUUAUACUUUAUCUUGGAGAGCUUUCACAGUCAGCUCGCCAAUCUGCCCCAGUUGCUGAUAUUAUUGGAUCCCUUGCAUACACUUUAAUGGUAUUUGAGCAACAAUCUGGUGAUAGUAAGGAAUCUUUUAAGGUAACAAAGAUAGAGGAUAUUCUCGUAAUGCUGCUAAAGCCUUGUGAUAAUAAGGUUGUUCAAGAGCGUGUCCUUGAGGCCAUGGCUAGUCUUUAUGGCAACAGUCAUCUCUCAAAAUGGCUCAAUCAUGCAGAAGCAAAGAAAGUGCUUAUAGGACUUAUAACAAUGGCUGCUGCCGAUGUACAAGAGUCUCUAAUACUCUCUUUGACAAGCUUAUGCUGUGAUGGUGUUGGAAUCUGGGAGUCCAUUGGCGAGAGAGAGGGAAUUCAGCUACUUAUUUCAUUGCUUGGCUUAUCCAGUGAGCAACAUCAAGAAUAUGCUGUUCAGUUGUUGGGGAUCUUAACUGACCAGGUUGAUGACAGCAAGUGGGCUAUUACUGCUGCUGGUGGGAUUCCUCCUCUAGUGCAGUUGUUAGAGACAGGGUCUCAGAAGGCAAAGGAGGACGCUGCUCAUGUUUUGUGGAACUUGUGUUGUCACAGUGAGGAUAUUCGUGCUUGUGUUGAAAGUGCGGGAGCCAUUCCAGCAUUUUUAUGGCUUCUAAAAAGUGGUGGAACAAAGGGGCAAGAAGCAUCAGCGAUGGCCCUUACAAAGCUUAUCCAAACAGCUGAUUCUGCCACUAUUAACCAGUUGUUAGCUUUGCUCCUAGGUGACUCUCCAUGCUCAAAGGCCCAUACUAUCAGGGUGUUGGGUCACGUACUUACAAUGGCAUCACACAAGGAUCUUGUGCAUAAGGGCUCAGCAGCUAGUAAAGGGUUGAAGUCUCUCGUUCAGGUUCUCAAUUCAUCAAAUGAAGAAACUCAAGAGUAUGCAGCGUCUGUCCUAGCUGAUCUAUUCAGCACAAGACAAGAUAUUUGUGAUUCUCUUGCAACUGAUGAGAUUGUGCAUCCUUGCAUGAAGCUUUUGACCAGCAGCACGCAAGCUGUUGCAACACAGUCAGCUCGAGCUUUGGGUGCUCUUUCACGUCCUAUGAAGACCAAAACAAUAAGCAAGAUGUCGUAUAUUGCAGAAGGGGAUGUUAAACCCCUCAUUAAACUAGCAAAAACUUCUUCAAUUGACGCGGCUCAAACUGCAGUUGUUGCACUUGCAAAUCUUCUCUCUGAUCCCCAGAUUGCUGCAGAAGCUCUGGCAGAAGAUCUUGUUUCAGCUUUGAUAAGGGUACUGGGAGAUGGAACUACAGAAGGUAAAAAGAAUGCAUCCCGUGCCCUCCAUCAACUGUUAAAGCAUUUUCCAGUAGGUGAUGUGCUCACAGGAAAUGCUCAUUGCCGUUUUGCCAUCCUUGCUGUUGUUGAUUCCUUAAAUGCAUUGGAUAUGGAUGACACUGAUGCUGCUGAUGCUUUAGAAGUUGUAGCACUUUUGGUCAGAACCAAAAUGGGUGUGAACUUCACUUACCCUCCAUGGUCUGUAUUGGCUGAAGUUGAAUUGAGCUUAGAACCUCUUGUCCGCUGUCUGGCUGAAGGGCCUCCUUUGCUUCAGGAUAAGGCAAUAGAAAUAUUGUCUAGGCUUUGUGGGGAGCAACCAGUUGUUCUUGGUGAUCUAUUGGUAGCAAGAUCUAGAUCCCUUGGUUCACUGGCUAACAGAAUAAUGAACUCAUCCAGUUUAGAAGUCAGAGUUGGAGGGGCUGCAUUACUCAUUUGUGCAGCAAAAGAGCACAAAGAGCAGUGGAUGGAAGUACUUGAGGUGUCAGGAUAUUUAAAACCACUAAUGUAUGCUUUAGUGGAUAUGAUGAAGAAAAAUUCUAACUGCUGCUCCUCUCUAGAAAUUGAAGUCCGAACUUCUAAAGUCUUUAUGGAAAGACCUGCAUACCAUGAAGGGGUUGAGUAUGAUGUCCCUGAUCCAGCUGUUGUCUUGGGGGGUUCUGUUGCUUUGUGGCUGCUAUGUAUAAUUGGUUCUUGUAAUGCAAAGAGUAAACUCACCAUUAUGGAAGCCGGUGGUCUUGAGGCUCUUUCUGACAAGCUUGAGAGCCACACUUCCAAUCCACAGGCAGAAUUUGAGGAUACUGAAGGUAUAUGGAUUAGUGCCCUGUUUCUAGCUAUUCUCUUUCAAGAAGCCAAUGUUGUUUCAUCUCCUGCAACAAUGCGCAUCAUAGCUUCACUUGCACUUCUGCUGAGAUCAGAUGAGGUGGUUGAUAGGUUCUUUGCCGCCCAGUCGAUGGCCAGUCUUGUUUGCACUGGUAAUAAGGGAAUAAUUCUUGCCAUUGCAAAUUCAGGUGCUGUUGCUGGAUUGAUAACCCUCAUUGGUUAUGUCGAAUCUGAUAUACCUAACCUUGUUACUUUAUCGGAGGAGUUUUCUCUGGUGCAAAACCCUGAUCAAGUUGUCUUGGAGUACCUUUUUGAUUUUGAAGAUGUAAGAGUUGGUUCCACAGCACGUAAAUCUAUACCUCUCUUGGUGGAUCUCUUGAGACCAAUGCCAGAUAGACCUGGUGCCCCUCCAGUUGCUCUUAAACUCUUGACCUGUAUUGCUGAUGGAAGUGAUACAAACAAAUUAGUUAUGGCUGAAGCUGGAGCUCUGGAUGCACUGACAAAGUACCUGUCUUUGAGCCCACAAGAUUUGACUGAAGCUGCAAUAUCUGAUUUAUUCAGAAUAUUGUUUAGCCAUCCUGAUCUGAUUCGUAAUGAAGCAUCAGCUAGUUCGUUAAAUCAACUCAUAGCCGUUCUGCGUCUGGGGUCAAGAAAUGCUAGAUACAGUGCUGCAAGAGCUCUUCACGAACUAUUUGAUGCUGAGAACAUCAGAGAUUCUGAUUUAGCCAGGCAAUCUCUUCAGCCUUUUGUUGACAUGCUUAAUGCUGCAUCAGAGAAUGAACAGGAGGCUGCUCUUAUUGCUAUAAUUAAGCUGACUUCAGGGAAUUCUUCUACUGCAGCUUUGUUGACUGAUGUGGAGGGAAAUCCACUGGAGAGUUUAUUUAAAAUCCUUUCUUCUGCUUCAUCAUUGGACUUGAAGAGACUUGCUGCACAACUAUGUUGUGUACUGUUUGAUAGUACCAAAGUCAGGGGAAAUCCAAUUGCCUCUGAGUGUAUAGAGCCUCUUAUUUCCUUGAUGCUUUCUGGUAUAAAUGUAGCUGUGGAAGCUGGGGUGUGUGCCUUUGAAAAAUUGUUGGAUGAUGAACACCAGGUAGAGCUUGCAGUGAACUAUAAUGUUGUCAAUCUCCUUGUUGGAUUAGUUUCUGGUACGAACAGUCAGCUCAUUGAGGCUAGCAUCUGUUCUCUCAUAAAGCUGGGCAAAGACAGGACCAGAUGCAAAUCGGAUAUGAUCAAUGCUGGGAUUAUUGAUAACUGUCUUGAGCUACUCCCUGUUGCAGCCAGUUCAUUAUGCUCUUCUAUUGCUGAAUUAUUUCGCAUUUUAACAAAUACUGAUGCGAUUGCUAGAAGUUCAGCUGUUGCAACAAUUGUAGAACCCCUUUUCCUAGUUUUACUGCGUCCAGAUUUCAGUAUGUGGGGACAGCACAGUGCAUUGCAAGCACUAGUAAAUAUUUUGGAGAAGCCACAAAGCCUUGCUACUUUAAAGCUUACACCUAGCCAAGUCAUUGAGCCUCUAAUUUCAUUUCUUGAAUCCCCAUCUCCAGCCAUCCAGCAGCUCGGAACAGAAUUGCUAUCUCAUCUUCUUGCACAAGAACAUUUUCAGCAAGAUAUUACAACUAAAAAUGCAGUUGUUCCUCUUGUGCAACUUGCUGGAAUUGGAAUCCUGAACUUACAGCAAACAGCGAUAAUGGCAUUAGAAAAAAUCUCCACAAGCUGGCCGAAGGCGGUUGCUGAUGCUGGAGGUAUUUUUGAGCUUGGAAAGGUUAUUGUACAAGAUGAUCCUCAGCCACCUCAUGCAUUGUGGGAAUCAGCUGCUUUAGUUCUCUCUAAUGUUUUAUGCUUCAAUGCUGAGUACUACUUUAAGGUUCCUGUGGUGGUUCUUGUUAAAAUGUUGCAUUCAACAGUGGACAGCACUAUUACGGUGGCUCUCAAUGCAUUACUUGUACAUGAACGGAGUGAUAAGCUAAGUGCCGAACAGAUGACUGAAAAUGGUGUUAUAGAUGCCUUGUUGGACCUUUUAAGAUCUCAUCAGUGUGAAGAAGCAUCUGGAAGGUUACUUGAAGCUUUAUUCAACAAUGUUAGGAUACGGGCAAUGAAGGUUUCCAAGUAUGCAAUAGCGCCUUUAUCACAGUAUCUGUUGGAUUCACAAACCAAGUCACAACCUGGAAAACUUCUCGUAGCUCUAGCCCUUGGAGACCUAUCCCAACAUGAAGGGCUCGCUAGAGCCAGUGACUCUGUUUCUGCAUGUCGUGCAUUAGUAAGCUUGCUUGAAGAUCAGCCCACAGAAGAUAUGAAAAUGGUGGCAAUCUGUGCUUUGCAAAAUUUUGUCAUGAAUAGCAGAACAAAUAGGCGUGCUGUUGCAGAAGCAGGGGGUAUACUGGUUAUUCAAGAACUAUUACUGUCUCUCAAUGCAGAAGUUGCUGGGCAGGCAGCGUUGCUUAUCAAACUUUUGUUUUCGAAUCACACACUUCAAGAAUAUGUGUCAAACGAGCUCAUCAGAUCUUUGACAGCCGCAUUAGAGAGAGAACUGUGGUCAGCAGCAACUAUAAAUGAAGAGGUCUUGAGAGCCCUACAUAUGAUAUUCAUCAACUUUCCUAAGCUACAUAUUUCCGAGGCAGCCACCCUAUGCAUUCCCAAUUUGAUUGGAGCUCUUAAAUCUGGCAGUGAGGCGGCUCAGGAUGUUGUGUUGGACACCCUAUCCUUGUUGAGACAGUCUUGGUCCACCAUGCCAAUAGAAAUUGCGAAGUCUCAGGCCGUUGUUGCUGCUGAAGCCAUUCCCAUCUUACAAAUGCUUAUGAAAACUUGCCCACCAAGUUUCCAUGAGAGAGCAGACAGCCUGUUGCAUUGCUUACCAGGUUGUUUGACCGUUACAAUCAAGCGUGGUAACAACCUUAAACAGGCUAUGGGAGGCACAAAUGCUUUUUGCCGACUGACGAUAGGCAAUGGUCCUCCUCGACAAACCAAGGUAGUGAGCCACAGUACGUCUCCCGAAUGGAAAGAAGGGUUUACAUGGGCAUUUGAUGUGCCCCCAAAGGGACAAAAGCUCCAUAUCAUCUGCAAAAGCAAAAAUACCUUUGGAAAGUCCACACUGGGGAGAGUGACUAUCCAGAUAGAUAAAGUUGUGUCCGAAGGAGUAUACAGUGGAUUAUUCAGCCUAAACCAUGACAACAACAAAGAUGGAUCUUCACGUACACUUGAAAUCGAGAUUAUCUGGUCCAACAGAAUGCCUGAUGAUGAAAUGUGAGAAUCGGGUGUUUCUGAUAAAGCUGAGAUUGCCAGAAAAUAAUCCCAACCAUGCGGACCCUGGUUUGCUUGUAAUUAUUUUUAUGUUUUGAAAAGUCCAGUUUUGUAGUUUGAAAGAUCAAUCGGCUUGAGGAAGUGUAAAUUAUAUCAUUAGCUUGCAGAAACAAUAGAUUGGAAAUUCCCACGAUACACGGGGAAUAAAAGCUCAUUAGAUUCUUGUACAGGUCAGUCUAGCUAGCAAGUUAAAGAUACUCAAAGAUUGGCGUUUAGCAUUCGUGAAGUUCUUGGAAAGUUGGA
Messenger RNA from Argentina anserina (silverweed cinquefoil), 7019 nucleotides. RefSeq names its product protein CELLULOSE SYNTHASE INTERACTIVE 3. Gene Ontology annotation, cellular component: cellulose synthase complex. Bases 313 to 6723 code for a protein of 2136 amino acids. Lineage: Eukaryota; Viridiplantae; Streptophyta; Magnoliopsida; Rosales; Rosaceae. Gene Ontology annotation, molecular function: microtubule binding. Gene Ontology annotation, biological process: anisotropic cell growth; regulation of cellulose biosynthetic process. The record is from RefSeq and is a predicted model, not a curated record. The transcript is spliced from 8 exons.